GCGGCCGGGCUGCGCCGCGCUGCGCUCCGCCCCGCCGUGCGGGGGUGUCUGGGCGCCCGGGAGCAGCGCGGCUGCUGCAGUGCCGCGGCGGCCGAGCGGAGCGGCGGAGCUGAGGGUGCCCGCGGGGGCUCCGCGGAGGCAGGAGGAGAGGAGGGCGCGGGAGCCGACGGCGCUGAGAGGCUGCCGGCAGCGGGACCAUGUCGCUGCAGAGCCCGCCGGCCGCCGCCGAGCUGCCCCCCGGCCCCGGCGAGGGGCAUCCGCCCGGAGCGGAGCUGAGCCAGGGCAGCGCCGCGGCCCCGUCAGCCCAGGAGGGCGGCGAGGAGGAGGAAGAAGAGGAAGAAGGGGAGAAGGAAAAAGAAAAGGAAAAAGAAAAGGAAAAGGAGGGAGAGAAAUUGCCGCCCAUCCCGUCGGCGUCCGCCGCGGCUGUCGGGGGGUUGGAGGAAGGAGCCAAAAAUCAGUUUUCCACUUUCAGCAAUUUCAUCACAACUAUCAACCAAAAGAAAGAAGGCAUCGGAAACAGAAAUUCACCUACGCAACUUGUUAUACCCAACAUCAAAAACGGGAAGGACCUACCACCUCUUUGCCUCGAUGUCCGGCAAAAGCAGCGCAUGUCUGUGGAUGCAUUACCCCAAGAACCGAAAGCACCGAUUCCUCCUGAACCUUCCCUUCCAAUUCGAACCAAAACUAUGAAAGAUUUUCAGGAUGAUAUGGAAAAGUCGAAGGCAUCGGGAGAUUGGAAAGCUGUACAUAAUUUUUAUUCUACAACUUUUGAUUCUUUCUUGGAGAUAAAUGCUGCAUUUAAGAAAGAUACCAAUUCUCCAUUUGAUACCAUUGAGGACUCUGGAAUUGAUGCAGAUUUUGUGAAUGUUGUCUAUGAUGCCUUAUUAAAUACUCCUCAAGAUGUUCAGAAGUCAGUCCUAAAAGGAAUAAUUAAUGGUCUACUGCAAGAAUGGACAGGGCCACGAACAAAGGAUGAUCUCAGAGCAUAUUGUAUACUUUUACAGAAUCCUCAAUUUAGUAACACUUCUACUUAUGUCAUCUAUGCUCACUUGCUAAGACAGAUAGCAGCCUUAACAGAAGCUGACCAUCAUUUCCUAGUGCACUGGUCUAAAAAGAUUUCACAGAGGAGGUUCAAGCAGGUGGUGGACAGGUUACUGCAAUUUAUUUCUUUACGGCUGUUUCCUGCAAAACCUGAAGAAUUUCCACCUAUGGUGAAAUGUACCUGGUGGAUUCCAUCAGCAGCGAAAGUCCUGGCUUUAUUUAAUGCUGCAAAUAGUCUGAUUAGCCCUCCUAUUAUUUCAUAUACGGAUUUCUAUAAUUCUACACUUGAUCAUAUUGAUCUUAUGGAAGAAUAUCAUAACUGGCAAUGCUAUGGGAAUUCUCACAGGUUUUCUUUCUGUCAAUACCCGUUUAUUAUUUCUAUAGCAGCAAAAAAAGUUAUUAUUCAAAGGGACUCCGAACAACAAAUGAUAAGUAUUGCACGGCAAAGCCUUGUGGAUAAAGUCUCUCGCAGACAGAAGCCUGACAUGAAUAUGUUAUUCCUAAAUGUGAAAGUGAGGAGGACACACCUUGUUAGUGAUUCACUUGAUGAGCUAGCAAGGAAGAAGGCAGAUCUGAAAAAGAAGUUGAAAGUCACAUUUGUAGGAGAAGCUGGUCUUGAUAUGGGUGGCCUGACAAAGGAAUGGUUUCUGCUUCUGAUUCGGCAGAUUUUUCACCCAGAUUAUGGCAUGUUCACCUACCACAAGGACUCGCAGUGCCACUGGUUCAGCAGCUUUAAAUGCGACAACUACUCAGAAUUCCGACUGGUUGGAGCCCUUAUGGGACUUGCUGUAUAUAACAGUAUUACCUUGGAUAUUCGUUUCCCACCUUGCUGUUACAAGAAAUUAUUGAGUCCUCCCAUUGUUCCCUGUGAUCACAACACACUUGUAGGCAUCUGUGGUGUCACAUUAGAUGAUCUGUUUCAGAUUAUGCCUGAAUUGGCGCAUGGACUAAGUGAACUUCUAUCCUAUGAAGGCAAUGUUGAAGAGGAUUUUUACUCAACCUUUCAGGUUUUUCAAGAAGAAUUUGGUGUUAUAAAAUCUUACAACUUAAAGCCAAAUGGAGAUAAAAUUCCAGUCACAAAUCGGAAUAGGAAAGAAUAUGUGCAGCUCUAUGUUGAUUUUCUUCUCAAUAGAUCGAUCUACAAACAGUUUGCAGCUUUCUAUUAUGGAUUUCAUAGUGUGUGUGCUUCAUAUGCAUUACUGCUACUUCGUCCAGAGGAGGUUGAAAUUCUCGUCUGUGGCAGUCCUGAACUGGACAUGUCUGCUUUACAGAGAAGUACCCAAUAUGAGGGCUACCAAAAAACUGAUAUGACUAUAAGAUACUUCUGGGAUGUAGUACUUGGAUUUUCUCUGGAUCUUCAAAAGAAGCUGCUACAUUUUGCUACAGGAAGUGAUAGAGUACCUGUGGGAGGAAUGGCUGAUCUGAAUUUCAAGAUUUCAAGGAGUGAAACAUCCACUAAUUGGUCAAGGGCCAAAGGAGAAAACCAGGAAGCAGGAAAUGCUUGUGUUUUGGAUGGAUCAGGUAAUGAAGAACCACAAGAGGUGGAUAUUGGCAGGGACCUCUGGAAGCUGUCAAGUCCAAUUCCUCUGCUCAGAGCAGCUGUAGCCAGGGCUGGUGUCCAGGGCUCUCUGCCUGGUCCAGCUUUGAAUAUCUUCAAGGGUUUUGUCCAUUGCCUCUGGUCCUGUCACUGCAGAGGAGAGUGUGAUUAGUUCUUCUUUCCUUCUCACCACAACUAUCAGAGAGGACAUGAAUUCUCAUUCUGACACCAGAUCUGAGUAAGCAGAUGCACCCCGUGUGAUCACACGUGUUCUAUUGGAGGAGGCAGCAGCUCCAGCACUUCCUUCCAGCCCUCUGUUCCUAUAUAUAUAUUCCUGCAUGGCAUGGAUAGGUUUGCAUGGCACGUAGGAAAAGGAUUGCAUGCCCUGGGGAAAAGUGUGUAGGAGGGAAUUCUUCUCAGACAGCAGAGAGUCUGCAGUUGACAGCUGAGAACGGCCCUCCAUUGAUUAACCACCUUUGUAGCAGUAUUUGCAGUGGGAUUCUCUGUUGCUUCUGUUUCUCUCAUAAAAAACAAAACUGCAGAUUUACCACAGAGACUGUCAGAAGCUGUAUUAAACAAAAGCACAAUUUAGAAAAACCACUAAUUUUAGAAUGAUCAUAAAUAUUUAUACCAGACAGACCAUAAACAGCACCUUAGAGACCAUGCUCUGUUUAUAUAAAUCCCUCCUAAUUUAGAAAAUGUUGCAUUGAUAGACUGAGACAGCCAUAGCCAACAAAUGCAUAUUUGAGAAAAGUGCUAUACAGUCUCCUGUGACCAAAAUUUCCUCAUUCAUAUAGUAUUCAGCUUUUGUUUCUGGUUAAACCUGCUUAUAUGAAUUGCAUGCCAUAUUUUUUUUAUAACACUCUAUUCAUUGUGAAUUUUCAGGUUAGAAAAUUUGCUCAGGCCCAGAGAUUAUAGCUGGCAGCAAACAGAGAGGUCCUCCAGCCCUGCCCCCAGUCGUGCAGAGGGCUUCUGGCCCAGGCUGGGAGUCCCUCGGUGGGCACAGGGCUCUGGGCACCAGGGACCACACAGGGCUGGAGGGUGGGCACGCUGCAGCCCCCACCCUCCUGAGCUGCUGCAGGUUAUUCAUUUACAGCAUUCUAAGAACUGCUGGGAUUGUACAUGGCUCAAAAGCACUGCUGCAACCAAAACCAUUGGUCUGCUGAAUGCAGAUGAGGAAGAGCCUGGUUUACAGCUGUGUUUUACAGUGCCCUGCUCCUGUCACUGUCUGAUUCCACAGGUCCAGCAGAAGGCAGGAAAUAUAAAGGUAGUGGAGGAUGGCAGGGCAAAUGUGCCUUACAGCUGGAUUGAUUUAGGGUUGUUGAGAAAUCAUCAUGGUAAAAAUUAUUUCUCUAAGUGUUUCUAAACUUCUACCUUGGUCUCAGGCCAUAUAAAUCUCACAAUCUGCCCAGAGCAGAUUAUUAUCUCUGGAAAUAUGUUCUGCCAUCCACAGGUUAUAAUUGCAGUUGGAAGCUACUUUCAAGUCUUUUUAGCACAAAAGAUAUAAUUAAAUGUUAGUUCUGUACAGAAGCUGUGUAUACAAGAAAACCAUGCUCCUCAUAAUCUUUCCAUUUCAUUUUCAGAUUGCAAUGGAUUGUGCAGCAGGGCUAUCCACUUAAAAAUCAUCUUUUAUUAUCACAGAGUAAAGCCUGUGACUGUCAUUUUCUGAUCAAAAGGAGGGGUUACCCAUCUGUGAUCAGGUUCAAAGUUCUUGGAUAUGGGAAGUAAGGGAGUUGCUGAGUUUCAGAAUCUUUACCCAAGCCGCUCCUGGCAAGGGCACUGGAUUCCCCAGGGAUAAUGAAGCCACAUUCCCCAAUACAAAAGUAUUAUGAAACUAAUAUUUCCUAUCCUGGUGCAGAAAACAGGAACCCAGUUGACCCAAAACCUUGUUAAUGAGAAGUUACUUGCCAAAUUUGCCAGUCCCAUUAAGAUGGUUCAUUAUUUUAUGCACUUACAUUAUUGUACUUUUUUCCCUGAGUUUGAGCCCAGUUUCCUGAAAUAAAAGCAAUUUCAUACGAAAUGGGAAGGUAUGAUGUGGGGAACAGUAGCUGAGGCUUUGUGCACACAAAUACCACUGCUGCAUCUAGUUUUAGUAGCAUGGAUUGUGGGAAAGGGCAGCUCUUCUAGAAGGAUUUAUAAAUUUAUGUGAUGAGGGCAAAGUGCAACAGAGCUACUGCCUUUUUGAUAUCCUCAUCCUCUGAUAUCCAGAUUAUGUUCCACUCUCCUUGGCCUUGCUCUGUGCCUUAAUAUCAUGAUAGUUUAACAACAUUCUGAGCAAAUUUACUUAGUUAACCCAAAUAAAGCCAAAUUCUGCUGGGUUUGGUAGUUAGUUGAAUCUGCAUUUUUGACAGAAUGUUUAUUCUUGUGUUUUUCCCAUCUGCUAGAUAGACCUCUCUUUUUGCUUUUUUAACUUCAUUACUCAUUGUUGCUGCUGUGCACAUAAAUCAGUGAUGGCAUCAUAUGGUAUUGACUGCAGCUUUUCCAAAUAUAACUGCUUUAUAUGGAAUAUAUUGAAGCCACUGGGUGGAAUAGUAGAAGUAGUUUGGAGAACUACCCACAAAGAUGCAAUGAGGAAGCAUAGGAAGCAAUCAGGAAGCAAUGAGGCUAGCAUAGGGUUGUAAUAAAACACUUCUUGAAUGCUACUGUCUCACUGGUCCUUUCUUGAUAUUCUGUAGAGAGACUGAGUGUUUCUUAUUGCAUAGCAUAUUGUCUUCACAUGAACUCUCUCCCUUGUUAAAAUAGACACCUUUUUUGGAA
Molecule: messenger RNA, 5335 nt
Organism: Taeniopygia guttata (zebra finch)
Lineage: Eukaryota; Metazoa; Chordata; Aves; Passeriformes; Estrildidae
Gene: HECTD2
Product: HECT domain E3 ubiquitin protein ligase 2
Biological process (GO): protein polyubiquitination
Molecular function (GO): ubiquitin protein ligase activity
Source: RefSeq, a predicted model, not a curated record